Zasmidium cellare ATCC 36951 is the source of this 1548-nucleotide messenger RNA. RefSeq lists its product as uncharacterized. The coding region runs from base 1 to 1548 and encodes 515 amino acids. The record is from RefSeq and is a predicted model, not a curated record. Lineage: Eukaryota; Fungi; Ascomycota; Dothideomycetes; Mycosphaerellales; Mycosphaerellaceae. Gene Ontology annotation, molecular function: RNA helicase activity; ATP binding; nucleic acid binding. The transcript has a single exon.
AUGUCGUCGAACAAGAGAAGAAAGCUGGACACGGGCUCUGUCAAAGACAGCGACCCUUCACCUCUUAACAAGAAGCCGUCUUCGAAAGGCAAAGCACCGCUCGUGGAAAAGACAUCACCCGAACAACCUUCUCCCAGUCACGAGUCCACGAAGCGCCCACAUUCAGACGUCGAUGAGGACGAAGAUGAGGAUGACGAUGAAGUAGAAGAAGGAGGAAUCGAAGAGGAAGUGCAGGCCAGCGCCGAAGCUGAAGCGGCAGACAAAACAUUCGCAGACUUGGGUGUCACAGAAUCACUUUGCGAUGCUUGCUCUUCGCUAGGCUUUACGAAGCCAACGGCAAUCCAGCGCGAAGCCAUACCCAUAGCCCUCGAAGGCAAGGACAUCAUCGGUCUGGCAGAGACGGGUAGUGGAAAGACUGCGGCUUUUGCGCUGCCUAUACUACAAGCCUUGCUCGACAAGCCGCAGGCAAUGUUCGGCUUAGUGCUCGCACCUACUCGUGAACUGGCAUAUCAGAUCUCGCAACAGUUCGAGGCCCUCGGCAGUCUAAUCAAUGUCAGAUGUGCGGUGAUCGUGGGUGGCAUGGACAUGGUGCCUCAAGCAAUCGCCCUCGCAAAGAAACCCCACAUCGUGGUAGCCACACCAGGUCGACUGCUCGAUCAUCUGGAGAACACGAAAGGCUUCUCACUACGGCAAAUGAAAUAUCUCGUCAUGGACGAAGCAGAUCGUCUUCUCGACCUCGAUUUUGGCCCCAUCCUCGACAAGAUCCUCCAAGUCCUACCCCGCGAACGACGAACGAUGCUCUUCAGCGCGACGAUGAGUACGAAGCUUAACAACCUCACUCGAGCCGCACUGCAGCAGCCCGUCCGCGUCAGCAUAAGUAGCAGCAGCUACCAGACCGUCAAGAACCUCAUGCAGCGAUACGUCUUCAUCCCGCACAAGUUCAAAGACAUCUACCUCGUGUACCUCCUUAACGAGUUCUCCGGCCGGACGUGCAUCCUCUUCACGCGAACGAUCCACGAGACGUCGCGAAUCGCUUUUAUGCUGCGCGCCCUCGGCCGCUCGGCGAUUCCACUCCAUGGUCAGAUGAGCCAGUCUGCCCGCCUCGGCGCUCUGAAUAAGUUCCGAAGCGGCAGCAAAGAAAUCCUCGUCGCCACCGACGUUGCGGCACGAGGUCUCGACAUCCCAUCCGUCGACCUCGUGCUCAACUUCGAUAUCCCACCCGACAGCAAGACGUACGUCCAUCGCGUUGGUCGAACGGCUCGAGCGGGCAAGUCCGGUUUCGCUAUUUCGUUCGUGACGCAGUAUGACAUCGAAGUCUACCAGCGGAUCGAGAAGGCUCUGGGUAAGAAGCUAGAGGAGUAUGCCACGGAGAGGGACCAGGUGAUGGUGUUUGCGCCGAGGGUGGCGGAGGCGCAGCGAGUGGCUAUCACGGAGCUGAAGAAUGAGGCCGACAAGAACGGUGGCAAGGGCAGGGGUAAAGGUGCGGGUAUCGGCGGCGGGAGAGGAAAGAAGGGCAAGCGGGAUGAUAUGGAUGUUGAUGAGAGGUGA